Cottoperca gobio is the source of this 5192-nucleotide messenger RNA. It is a transcript of the gene minar1, whose product is annotated as membrane integral NOTCH2 associated receptor 1. Gene Ontology annotation, biological process: negative regulation of cell population proliferation; negative regulation of TOR signaling. The record is from RefSeq and is a predicted model, not a curated record. The coding region runs from base 368 to 3145 and encodes 925 amino acids. Lineage: Eukaryota; Metazoa; Chordata; Actinopteri; Perciformes; Bovichtidae. Gene Ontology annotation, cellular component: plasma membrane. The transcript is spliced from 5 exons.
CUCAUGGAGCUCGGGAGGAGGGCUCCGUGCUUAUCAUCGACACCAACCGGGACACUGAAUGUUAUUUUAUCAGCAUUUACGCGUGCAUGUGAGCAUACACUGUGCGUUUGGUUUGAUUUAGAUGUUGUUUCUUAUUUAGACUGACGGAUAAUUGGAUGGGUUAAAGUUCGUUUGCUUUUGUCGGAGAUCGGGAGCCAGAUGAUGCUUGGUUACUCAGAGUUUAUUUUCCCUUCUGUUAGCUCUAUGAGAGACUGCUAUGCUGCACCAAGCUCAUCCGAUGACUCUCUACGCUCCCAACUACUCAGGGUGCCAAGCUUCUCCUGACGUAGGAGCUCCUCUGUAGGCCUGUUACUGCCACCCAGCAGCCAUGGACCCCCUCCCGGAGUAUUCUGUGUUCCUGGUGCGGAUCCUGGAUGAGCUGGACACCAAGCACAAGACCAUGUCCUACCAGGACCUGUGUAAGUCCCUAUGCGCUCGCUUCGACCUGGUUCAACUGGCCAAGCUCCGCAGCCUGCUCUUCUACACAGCCUGCCUGGACCCCGCCUUCCCAGCCACCCUCUUCAAGGACAAGAUGCGCUGCUCUAUGGAGGACCCGCAAUCCAAGAAGCUCAUAGUGGCGGCAGACAUCGUCACCAUGUUCAACUUGAUCCAGAUGAACGGAGGCAUAGCGAAAGACAAGCUCCCUAUAGUGCAUAGACACAAGUUCCACAAAAACCAGUCGUUGGAGCUGUGCAGAUCUGACGAUGACUCCUAUAAGUUUCAGAACUGUGACAGGGGGCUUGGUUAUGAGCACAUGGAUCAACCCAGAGAUGGACACCAUCACCACCACCACCAUCCCCGCCCCCAGCAGCACUCUGUGCCUCAGAGCGCCACUCCCUGUCCUAAAUCAUCUGAAUGCAACAACUGCCAGCCGUUUAUUCCCACCUCGGACCCUAAUUUCCUUCUGGGUGUCAACAAGGACCUGAAAUGUAGAGCAGCCUCUCUGGACAAGCUGCACCAUUUGCCCCAGUACUCCAGCGGCAGUCCGCACUCCCCACCCUGUGAAAUGCAGAGCACCUACUUUCCCAUGGACAUCGACAGUGAGUCGACCACCGACCAGGAGUCCCUGCAGCACAUCGGCCACCCCGAGCCCUUCUCUGUUCACUCCUCCAUCCAGAAGAGGAACGUCUUUAAGGAGGACUUCCACAACGUUGUGGCCUUCUCCCCACAGGUGAUCACUGCUAAAGGCAAGCAGGGCAGUAAGGCCGCUGAAAGCUACCACCGGAAGGAGCUGCACAAGCCUACUACCUUCUUCAACCACAGCUUUGAACUGCCCUACAGUAACCCCUACUUUGAGCCGACACUCAACUCCCCUCUACAGGACAGGCGGAGGGUAAAGCAUGAGAGCCUGGACGACUUACAGGCAUCCACAUACUUUGGUCCGACCACAGUCUCCGAGUGCGUCAGCAGCAGGAAGCACAAUAACAAAGCAGGGAAGCAUCCGCCAUGGCCGGUGAAGAGCCUCAGUCUCAACACAGAAGAGAGGCCUCCAGAACUGGAGAGAUCAUUUCUGAACAGCAAACCACUCAAAGAAACCUUCCAUCGCAAUGUCCCCAUCAGAAGAACUGACAACGAGCAGCAUUUUCAGAGCCCAAAGGAAAAGGUUGUUGCUUCUCCCUCUGGCUUUGCAAAGAAAAGUGACGGAAUAAAAAACAAGGAUGUAGCCUUGAUGGCAAGUGGGCUUUCGGGUUUAGAGAAAAGGGAAGCAGCCAAAAGGUUUAGGGACAAAAAUAUGAACAGUCCAUCCUUUCAGGGAGGGGACAGCUCCUCUAGUGUUGGGACUCAAACAGAGCAGGCUGAGAAGAAGAAGGGGAAGGAAUACCCAGCAAAGUACAGUGACAGAGAAAGGCACGCUUUCAAACACUGUGAUGAGGACUCUGAGAUCAUUAGUGAUGACAUCAGUGACAUUUUUCGUUUUCUGGAUGAUAUGAGUGUUUGUGACUCUCUGGGCGUUGUCCAAUCGUCAUGCUACAACAGUAAUGGCUCUCUCUCUCAGGUAACGCUGAAGUCUGAGGGCGACAGCUCCCCUGAACGCAACACGGUCAAACUAGCCAAGUCAAAGCUGGACCGCCUCUUCCAUUCGCUGGAAAACACAGACGAUGAGCUCAAAUCAAGUGUGUGCAAGUUGGUUAUGAGGAUUGGUGAGAUUGAGAAGAAGUUGGAGUCUCUGUCGGGGGUCCGCAGUGAGAUCUCCCAGGUGCUUUCCAAACUCAACAAGCUGGACGAGAAGAUCCAGGAGCCUGAGGCCAAUGGGAAACGCGGGGAGACGGCGUCUGCAUCCGGGUCCAAUGCUACACCUGACGAGCCACACCCCCAUCCUCAUCCACAUCUCCAUACUGCCCUCUCACCCCAUGUUUUCCAGUGCCACACCACCGGUCACAAUGUAAAAAUGGACAAUGGCCCUUCAGAGGAGUGGUGCUGCUUAGAUGGGAGUAACAGCGAUAGCCUCAGGGUAAAAGCUCUGAGAAAGAGCAUGUUCACCAGGAGGUCGUCCCGCUCGCUGAACGAGGAGAACAGUGCCACUGAGUCAAAGGUUGCCAGCAUCACCUACUCUCCACGGGACUGGAGGACAGUCUCCUACUCCUGCCACCCUGGAGAUGAGGGCAAGGACAAGGACAAGGACAGGCAGCGGAAAGCCAAAGAGGUAGAACGAGAGCAUCAAUACGAGCUCCCCCAAACCCAUCGUCCACCUAAACCGCAGAAGGAGUCUUACCUGAGCGAGCAGGUUUUCUCACCGCAUCCCUUCACCCCCUCCAUUAAGGCCCAUGUGAAAGGCAGCCCCCUGUACACAGACUUGAGGCUCACCAGCCUGUCAGAUGGCAAGCACAACCAGGCGUCCUGGACUAUCGAGGAGUAUAAACGCAACUCAGGAGAGAAGGGAAAACAGCUCACAGCUCUGGACCUGCAGACACAGGAGACCCUAAACCCCAAUAACCUGGAGUACUGGAUGGAGGAUAUCUACACACCAGGCUAUGACUCGCUGCUCAAGAGGAAAGAGGCAGAGUUCAGGAGGGCUAAGGUGUGUAAGAUCGGAGCGCUGAUUGCAGCAGCUACCUGCACUGUGAUCCUGGUCAUCGUUGUUCCAAUUUGCACCAUGAAAACAUGAGACUACGAGGAUGCAGUGGCCCUGCCUAAUGGAUGAUAAACUUUUACUGCUGUCCUUUUCUGUUUGUGGACUGGGUAAGUGUGCAGCAGAUUUACCGUCAAAAUGAACAUGUUAGGAUAUGACGAUGUCAGUUGGAGUUUUGUUUUUGUAAUUCAUUAUUUAUUUCUGGUGGUCAUUUUUGCAAAUAUAAAAAUAAUUAAGACAGCUAUUGCAUAAUAUAAAUGAAUUCAGCAAGUGCAUAAUAUAUAUACUGUAUAUAUAUUGGUCAGUUGUAGUCUAUUGCAUUGUUAUAAACUGUGCAGGUGCAGUUUGAAGGUCAUUGAUUUCAUUUUUAAACAUCUUUGCAGCAAACUAAAUUGGAUUUGUUAUUGUAGCCAGCAUAUAUUUUUUAUUUUCGUAUAAUUACUGUAUUUUGAUCAAAGUUAUUUUUGAUGAAUUAUCUGGUUGAAUGUGAGAAUUUAUCAUUAUUUUAUUAUUUCUCUUCAAUAACAGCAAGCAUUUGACAUUUGUGCAACACAUCUUUCUACUUAAAUAAUAUAUACUGAAGUACUUUAGUUGAAAUAUAUAAUAUAUAAAUAUAAUAGGUAUACUUGUACAUAAAACUACACAACCGAACUGAAUGUAUUGAUAACAAUAGCCUAUUCACUUGGAAAGGAAUGACUUAUGAAGUAACUUGAAUGUUGCAGCCAUCUCUAAAUUAUAACCAGCCAACAGCACAUACCUGCUUCUUGUCCUGAGUGGAUUUGUUCUUUUCUUUGCAAGUGUUAGCUUGCAUACCGUCAGAAAUCUAUAACUUAAUUAUAACUCACCCCUUUUGAUUUGAACACAUUUUUUCCUUCAUAUUAGCCUACAGUAUAUGAGAGAGUGUUAGAAUGUGGUUUGAUUAACCAUAAUGACCAACCUUUCAGGAUACAGGGGCCCCCAAAGUUAAUCCCCACCCAUCCUAAAGACACAGAUGUCUUCUUCAAGAAAAAAAACAUAACACUAUUGGGCACAGAUUAUCAAAUGAGCAACUUAGGUAAUUUUUUGUCCUUAAAUCUUAAUUUGCAGAAAAACAUGUACACUUAUUUUUGUAACAUAUUAGAAGGUAGACACUUGAAACUCAUUUUGAACAUAGAAAAUGUGGUGGCAAUUCAAAAAUUAAUCACCUUCCGGUAAGAAAUGAACAAAUAUAGAAGUUAGAGCUUUGUUGUUAUUUAAUGAAGAGACAGAAGUGUUCAACAGAACACAAAGUUUCUGUGAAAGAAAUAUGCUUAAAUUAGGGUUAUGCAUUUUUUUGCAAAUUAAGAUUUAAGGAUGAAAUAAUCAACUAAUUUGCAUUUUUCUUUUGGACCAAAAGUAUUGAAAUGGUGGAUAACCUUGUUUGUUAGCUUUCUGAUGAUCAGAGAACCGUACUGUUUAUUUUUGAAGACCAUAUCUGUGUCUUAAGGAUGAGUGGUAGAGGUACAUUUUGAGGGCCCCAGUCUCCCGAAUGCUUGGUCAUUCUGGUUCAUCAAACCACAUUCUAACACUCUCUCAUAGAAGUUGACAUGUAGGGAAAAAAAGAUUCAAAUUGAAAGGGAUGAGGUCAGAAUGUGAUUGAUCGCUGACGGAAUGCCCUCUCAUUGAAUACUUGGGGUUCUGCUUUACUGCUAACUAGUGAGGCUCACCUGGGAGGAUUGUAUGGGCUCAGCACUAUUGAUUGUGUGAGCUUCCCACAUUGGCACACACUAUACAGAACAACCUCCCUAUCACAGCAGGUCUGUUUAUCCAUUCACUGCUGCAGUCUCCUUAAAUGCCUUAAAGUACAAACACCAGCCCACCCAGUACCAGGCCCAUUUAAUAGCCUUGCAACCCUUAAUUUAGCCUAAAUGUAGAGUAGUAGCCCUUAUUUGAACUUAAAUAUAACCAAAUGCACGUUAGAUUAAAGAAUGAGGCUGCAAUUUUGUUUUAUAUUUUUAAUUUUUAAUCCACAUUUAGUGCUAGUGAGUAUUUGUGGCAGCAGGACAGUGUAUGUGGGAUUGAGUGAAAAUAAACUACAGUGUGUGUGUUGAUGGUAAUAAAGGAA